This is a messenger RNA of Sphaeroforma arctica JP610, 171 nucleotides long. RefSeq lists its product as hypothetical. NCBI's taxonomy places the organism in Eukaryota, Ichthyosporea, Ichthyophonida. The annotation marks the transcript as partial. The record is from RefSeq and is a predicted model, not a curated record. The transcript is spliced from 2 exons.
GUUGUUCAGCAUCUGCACGCAGUGGUUGACGUCAGUGAGAAAAAAGACCGAUUCGAAAGUGCGGCGAAGGAGGUGCCGUGGUGGAUGCAGAAACUGUUGUCCUUUGUCAAGCCGCAGGUGGAUGAGUUCAGCGACGUUACACACAUUAAUGUGCACAUGUUUAUCGCAAAG